AUGAGCUCACAAAACUCAAACGAAAUAACGGUAGAAUCAUCGCACGGAUAUCAACGACCUUUUUUACCACCAAAACAUCGCUAUAUGUCGAACUACCUUAGUACGCUGCAUAUAGACGCUGAAUCUUCAACUGUUAACGGUAACAUUGGUAUAUUUGAAAAUAGUUUUACGGAAAGUCCCACUCUUUCAAAUGGUGAUAUUACAAAUGCUGGCGGUAUAAUUCUGCCUGUAAAUCCUACGGAAGACGAUAUACUUAUUGAGGAUCAAGCUGACCCUUUUCUUUUGGUAUCAUUAAGUCAAAGACCACCUCCAAGACCAAAAUUUGAAUUUUUAUUAUAUUUAUUCGCUGUUUUGGAUCUCGCUAUCGUUUUUAUUUGUUCUUAUUUCUUAAUCUAUAAUACUGAAACUGGAAGUUGGCAUUGGAAUAGUGCUAAAUGGGAUAUGAUUAUAUUAGCUAUUUUUAGAUUCAUUGUUGUGUUAAAAGUUACUUCUUCCACUUGGAUCAAUAAAUCGCGAUAUAUUUUGGGUGGCGCUUGUUGUAUUUCUUCAUUGUAUAUAAUUUUUAAAGCAAAUCUUCUUUUUCAACACAAACGUCCAAUCCAAGAAUAUGGUCUGAUCUUAAUCGUUUCAUCCUUCUUCUUUCUUCAAAUACAUUGGAUAGCCAACGUUAUUAUCACAACUGACACUAGACAUCGUGACUUGUUCCUACGUACAAACACUAUUCUCUUCGAAGAAGAAACUAGCGAUAAUGAAGUACCUAGGGAACAUGUUGAUUUUUCUCGAAAUGAUACUCCAUCACCUUUACCAUACUAUGGUGCAACUGAUAAUUAUCAAAGUACUUCUACAGAUAAAGGUGUACGCAUUUAA
Dentiscutata heterogama is the source of this 867-nucleotide messenger RNA. NCBI's taxonomy places the organism in Eukaryota, Fungi, Glomeromycota, Glomeromycetes, Diversisporales, Gigasporaceae. The record is from the annotation of a GenBank genome assembly.